AUGGAAAACAUAUUUGAAGUUCUUAAAACACAAGUAUCACUGGAGAAGACACUUAAUCAGAGGUUGGAUGAGUUUGAAGCGAGACUAGAGUGGUCAUCAAAGGACUUAAGCCUGAAGGACCUAAGUUCUGACUACAUCAACUUCAAGAAUUUUGUCUAUUCAACAUUUACAUUACUGCGGCAGCAAAUUAACCAUCUAAUUGUUAAUGUGGAUGCCAUUGAAAGUAGACACAGAAAGAAGUUUCUGCUGCUGGGAGGAGUGGUCGAGAAUACCAAUGAGAAUGUCCGCGAAUUGGUAGCUUCAGUCAUCACGAAGAAUCUUGGUAUCAAAAAUUGUUCUAGUCAGUCGCUGCAAUCAGACCUGGGCAUAUCGAAUGAGGAGACAGAAUCGGCUGUCAAUGUACCUCGACUACUAGAUGAUGCAGAUGAUAUACCCUCAGAGAUUCCACCAGGUAACCAUAACAGCGAAAGUGACUCAGAUCAAAAUAUGACUUUUACAGAGCUACAGUACAGAAAUCAAGACAACUUACCCCCACCUGCAAACUCCUGCCACCUCGAAAUGCCUAAUAGUCAUCAGGCACAAAAAAGACCAAGAAUCUGGAAAGCUAUUACUUAUACUGAUGUAGAGCAUAAUUUUCCUUCUCAACCUGAACCCUCUGAAAUGCUGCAAUAUUUUUCUAUAUAUUUUAAUGAAGAUUUUGUUCAAAAACAUCGCACACUGCACAAUUUUGUUCUACCUGUGUAA
Molecule: messenger RNA, 744 nt
Organism: Parnassius apollo (apollo)
Lineage: Eukaryota; Metazoa; Arthropoda; Insecta; Lepidoptera; Papilionidae
Source: the annotation of a GenBank genome assembly